GAUCAAUAGUUGUUUCAAUAUCCCUGCCGACACAGGACAGAACCAGGAAUGAGUGUCGUCGCCACGAAAUAACAACUAGUCGCUUUUAUGUUUCACAAUUGUGACAGCAGAAUGCGUGCCGCCAAACGCCAUAAACGUUGCCAACUGCUACCGACAAGUAAUGUUGGUAUUGGGUGUUCAAUCGAAGUGUAUAAGAAACUAUAAAAUUUAAUAAAAUCUAAGGGCUUUAUAAAAUGACUUCAUCGUUAAUGUAUUUUCAUACUCCAAAUAUUCGUUUUCUUCCUUUAUUACUGACAAAGUGCAAUUUUGCAACUAAAAUAGAAGCAGCGGGUGGCAUUGCAUCUCUUGGCAAGAAAAAGGGAAAGCUAACAAAAUUAGGUCCAAUGAUGGAAAAGAAAGUUAUUCCUGUCGAAACAGACCCACAUAAACUUGUUAAUUACGUGUGUGGCACUAAUCUUCUUAAGGAAAGUGAAAACAUAAAACUUAUGCCUGAUGAUCAGUAUCCUGAUUGGCUCUGGACAUUACGAACAGGGAAGGCCCCUACACUAGAUGAGCUGGAUCCAAACACAAAAGAGUAUUGGAGGAAGGUCAGAACAUUGGGCAUGAGAAGAAAUAACAAGUUAUCAAAACUGAGGAAGUUCUAGGAACAUCCAAAAAAAGAAAUCUGUGUGGCCAAGGACAAUUGGAUUGUAAAUGUUGGCAUGAGUGUUAUGUUUCCAAAAUCAAUGUUUUCAGACCACCAAAGACACAAAUCAUCAAAAUAAAUUAAAUGAGAUAAGAGAUUUUCGUGGCACUGAUCUGGCUCUUAACGCCAAGUAGACUCGUAGACAGACGCUGGAGUUUCAAAGGAACAUGCUACCUUGAAGGUGGAGAGAGAAUAUUCCUUCAAAACCUUUGUAUCCGCCUGCAUGUCCACAUAGCAUGACAACCGAAAAGAUCACGAAAAAAAGUAAGUCAUGUUUUAAUGGCUGGAAGCAUUGAUAAGUUAACAUUUACUAGUAUCCAUGAUGUAUAGUGCACUUUUUACAAACUUUAUAAAGAACUAAUAAUCAGAAUAAAUGAUGUAUUAUACUGUCA
Zootermopsis nevadensis is the source of this 1077-nucleotide messenger RNA. It is a transcript of the gene mRpL54, whose product is annotated as mitochondrial ribosomal protein L54. Gene Ontology annotation, molecular function: structural constituent of ribosome. Gene Ontology annotation, cellular component: mitochondrial large ribosomal subunit. Lineage: Eukaryota; Metazoa; Arthropoda; Insecta; Blattodea; Termopsidae. The record is from RefSeq and is a predicted model, not a curated record.